UGGCUGUGUGUCUACAACUCUCUCAGCCCACCCACUGUUUAUAGGACGUCUCGUACAUUACUUCCUUCCUUGCACUGAGAAGACAAUCUUAACCGAGAGAGCGCUCACCAUGGCAGCUAAUAACGAUUACAGGAGCUACUUGCGGAACCCCAACGACAUUGAGGGAGGUCAGCCCCGCUUCCCCCAUUCGCAGACCUCGGAACCGACAUACCGACCACUUCUGUUUGGAACGCUUGCUGUAAUGGGACUGCUACAGGUCGCAUCGAGUGUGGCAAUAUUGUUGCACUUGACAGGUUAUCUCCAUGAGGUAGAUCUCUCCUCAGUUUCGCAUCGACCAAUGGAGGAAGUGCAGACAGAGCCGAUCAUUGCAGAUGCACUGAAGGAUCCAAGGAAAGGCAGACGGUGCAAGGCCCAAGCAAAGGAAGGACUCCCAUUCGCCCAUCUACCUAUCAUACCAAACAAAAACAGUGACACAGUCAAGUCUGACCUGCACGUACGGCAUCUGACCGCUACUGUCGUCACGAUUCCAGACUCAAAGGUUCACACGGCUAUGAUCCACUGGGACCAAUCCCAGGGCAACCUGGAGAGGAUGAACUACCACAACGGGCGCCUCAUCGUGGAGAAGGAGGGCCUCUACUACAUCUAUGCCAAGACCUGCUUCCGCUACCUCAAAACGGAGGUGCCGCCCGUAAACAUGAGCAACCUUCAGCUCAUGCAGUACAUCUCCCACGAGAAGCACACCUCACAGAACGUCGAUCCCGUUCAACUGAUGAAGACGGGCAGCACCGUGCGCUGGGACGACACCGAGUACAACAUGUACUGUGCCCAGCAGGGCCUGGCUAUGACGUUGAAGCAAGGGGACAGCCUCUUUGUGGAAGUGUCCAAUAUCAGGUUUCUGGACCCAGACUCUCAGGGGACGUACUUUGGGGUGAUGAUGUUGAGCAAUUGCGAGGUCUGACCGAAGGGAGGAUGUGCUACUGAACGUAAAUAUGUACAUCUUACUGCAAAUUAACCACUGAGGGAGCACUUGCUACGUGCAAGAGCACUGAAUUUUGUUUUGUUUUGUUGAUAUAAUGUAUAUUUUCGAUUGAGAUCUUUUAUUCUAUAUCACUCUUCAUCAGAUAGUUUCAUUCUCUUUUUGUCCAAAAAGAGAAACAGGACUUGUGGAUAUUCAGGUGAGGUGUGAAUACCACUACCUACUCAAUAAACCCUUAGCAAAUCUCAUCUGAGCACAAUUAGUUUUGUUCAAUGGCAUUUUGAUACAUUUGCAAAAUGCCGUCCAUUCCAUUUGAAAAAAUGUAGCGAGCAAAAUUAAGAAUGCUUGUAUACUUCCAUUUAAAUUCCCCUUGCUUGGCGUAAGAGGGCAUGGAUAACUUUCUCCAGAUAUGCCAGACCUUCAGUGGAGGAUGAACUGUGCUUGUUUAUCACCAAGUUUCAGGAAGUCAUCCGUCAUAUCUAGUAUAUACUAUAAUAGUUUAGUUUACUAAACGUUGUCAUGGUUAUAAAAACACAGCUGUGACUUCAUGUCCCUGGUAGUGAGUGCUGGUGAGUAGACAGCAGUCUGGUUGUCAGUAGUAACCUACAGAGGCUGUAGAAGUAAAACAUUUGAAAUUCAGCAGUCAACUGUUGCAUGACUGAAUAUUUGCUGAUAGACAGCCAGAAAUGGAUUGGUGAACAGUUGCUCUAUAGUACACACAGUUCCGUGACAUAGUACUUCACUGCUAUUUCUGUUUUCCAAGAAAAUAUACAUUGAACAGUAUAUCAAUAAUUGCAUUGGUUGUGUCUAUAUUUCACUGGUAAAAACUGAACGACACCUUGUAGUGUGAAUGGCACAUCAUCUGGAUGUCUGAAGUUUUGGGAUGUUUUUGUCCCUAUUGCAGUGGUGUCCACCUAUUCACCCAAUGUAAGUACUAAUCUGAUGGGAGUAGUGGUAUUCAAAGUACACAAGCAAGUUAUCAAUACAUCAGAUAGCUGGACUGUCUGACCAAACAAGCAAACAAGAAGAGAGAUUAUUGUCUUAUGAAACUAGUGGAACCAAAUCGACUUUGGAUCCAUCUUUAAUUUAAACCUCCUUUUUUUCAUUUGACUCUUUACUGAGGUAAAUGGGAAUAUGCACAAAAUGUAUUUAUUUAUUAGAUGUCAAAGAUGGAUCAUUGUUACAAUGAUCAGUCAACUGUAAAUCAAUAUUUUGUAUUGCAUUUUGCAGCAUUUAGAUCCUUAGUAGAUGCGCUUUUCCAUUGAAACACAGGGGCUCAAUAUUAGAUUAAAUAUUUAUGUACAUUUGUUCUCUGACAAUUCUGUGUGCUCUUGCCUAGCGAAAGCAGAAUAUACUUUUCUUGCCAUAAGAUUGUAGCAAACUUAAAGAAAAACAUUUUUCAUCUUGUAUUUGUUUAUUUAUAUCAGUUUAACAAAUAAAACAAUUACUUU
This is a messenger RNA of Osmerus eperlanus (European smelt), 2427 nucleotides long. RefSeq names its product TNF superfamily member 11 (gene tnfsf11). The record is from RefSeq and is a predicted model, not a curated record. Bases 110 to 958 code for a protein of 282 amino acids. Gene Ontology annotation, cellular component: membrane. The transcript is spliced from 4 exons. Gene Ontology annotation, biological process: immune response. Gene Ontology annotation, molecular function: tumor necrosis factor receptor binding. NCBI's taxonomy places the organism in Eukaryota, Metazoa, Chordata, Actinopteri, Osmeriformes, Osmeridae.